Messenger RNA from Calidris pugnax (ruff), 795 nucleotides. It is a transcript of the gene MRPL17, whose product is annotated as mitochondrial ribosomal protein L17. The record is from RefSeq and is a predicted model, not a curated record. Gene Ontology annotation, molecular function: structural constituent of ribosome. The coding region runs from base 48 to 548 and encodes 166 amino acids. Gene Ontology annotation, biological process: translation. Gene Ontology annotation, cellular component: ribosome; mitochondrial large ribosomal subunit. The transcript has 3 exons. NCBI's taxonomy places the organism in Eukaryota, Metazoa, Chordata, Aves, Charadriiformes, Scolopacidae.
GUGCUCCGCGGCGAGUGUGGCGGCGGCGGCGGCGGGAGGGCGGCGGGAUGCGUCUGUCGGUGGCGGCCGCCAUCUCCCACGGGCGGGUGCACCGGCGGCUGGGGCUAGGCCCGCGCUCGCGCCUCGACCUGCUGCGCAACCUGGUGACGGCGUUGGUGCGUCAUGAGCGCAUCGAGGCGCCCUGGGCCCGCGCCGACGAGAUGCGGGGCUACGCCGAGAAGCUCAUCGACUACGCCAAGCUGGGAGACACCAACGAGCGCGCCAUGCGCAUGGCGGAUUUCUGGCUGACGGAGAAGGACCUCAUCCACAAGCUGUUCAAGGUGCUGGCCCCCCGGUUCCAGCCCCACGCCGGUAGCUACACCCGCCUGCUGCAGAUCCCCAACCGGGACAGCCUUGACCGUGCCAAGAUGGCGGUCAUCGAGCUCAAGGGGAACCCUUUGCCUCCACUCAUCCGUCCGCACCGUGACAGCGAGAAGACAGUGCUCAACCAGCUCCUGAAGGGCUACCGGGAGGACCUGCAGCAGGCCACCAAGGGCACCGCUGUCUAGGCAUCCCCGGGCCUUGGCGUGAGCUGACCCUGCACUUUGUUGGUGUCCUGGAGCGUAGGAAUGGAGGAUGUCCCAGAAGGCCUGAAGGUUGAUUGCUAAGUUUGGGUUGCCAUGACGUGGGGGGCAAGCUCAAGGUUUACUUGCUUCUUCCUGUGGUUUGCACAGAAACUUGGCAAGAGAAGGAAAUGAAGCUGGGAGCUCUCACGGUUGAUAUUCUCUGUGUAAAUAAACUCUGUUCAGAAAGCGA